AAGAACUUCAGAGUGAAAAGAAGAACAACAACUAGCAAACAUGUUCCGCUACAAAACAACUAUACUUAUGGUUUUAUCUGCCUUAUUGGCAGUAGCUCAGGGUCAGGUCGUUUCGGAUGGUGCCUGCCCCGAUAAUGUAAAAUCCAUGGAAAGUUUUGAUGUGGAAAAAUAUUUGGGAACCUGGUAUGAGUAUAGCAAAUAUCCAGUUAAGUUUGAGGCCAAUGGCAAAUGUAUUACCGCCAAAUAUACUUUAAAUGCCGAUGGCACUGUUCAAGUAAAGAACAGACUAAUCAACACAAAAACGAAUACCUCUGAGGACAUUGAAGGUUUUGCCAAUUUAGUCUCACCUGGAAAGCUACUUGUUCAAUUCCCUGUAUCACCUGCCCAUACAGUGUCUAGCAAUUAUUGGGUCUUGAAGACCGACUAUGACAAUUAUGCUGUAGUCUAUUCUUGCAAUCCCAUGGGAGAGAAUUCCCAUUCAACCAUUGUCUGGAUUUUAACUCGUGAGCGUAUUCCCCGCUCUAGCUACAUUGAAAGAGCUAUCAGUGUGCUUUAUCAGUAUGAGAUUUCUUUGUUACCAAUAACGACCACAGAUCAAGCUUCUUGCGAUAAUGUUUAGUAUUAGAAAUUUUGAAUACUAAAGGAGCAAGAUUUGUUUUGAUUAAAUAAAUAAUCAACCGA
Stomoxys calcitrans (stable fly) is the source of this 681-nucleotide messenger RNA. Its product is annotated as apolipoprotein D. Gene Ontology annotation, molecular function: pigment binding. Bases 41 to 619 code for a protein of 192 amino acids. The record is from RefSeq and is a predicted model, not a curated record. Lineage: Eukaryota; Metazoa; Arthropoda; Insecta; Diptera; Muscidae. The transcript has 4 exons.